Molecule: messenger RNA, 3616 nt
Organism: Thunnus maccoyii (southern bluefin tuna)
Lineage: Eukaryota; Metazoa; Chordata; Actinopteri; Scombriformes; Scombridae
Gene: dis3l2
Product: DIS3 like 3'-5' exoribonuclease 2
Exons: 21
Coding region: 148-3333 (1061 amino acids)
Biological process (GO): miRNA catabolic process
Cellular component (GO): exosome (RNase complex); P-body
Molecular function (GO): 3'-5'-RNA exonuclease activity; RNA binding
Source: RefSeq, a predicted model, not a curated record
CAGCACAGGAAGGUUACAUGAACGUUACCAUUCAUGACGACGGAGGAAGUGAAUGUAUCAGCCAGUUAGCAUUUUGCUCUGAACAACAGCCAAGUUAUACAACUUACACCGUACUCAAUAAGAGACCGCAUCUUCAAGGAUUGCCAGAUGGAUUCUCCUCGGCAAUCUAAGAAGCCUAACCUAAACAGAGAGCCGAAGCGCAGCCAGAAUCAGUCAGGCACUCCUCCUCAGAAAGAUGCCUACGCCAGGCUUCUCAGUCAGCACCGCAGCGCCAAGUUCAGUAUGUAUUUAGAACAAUAUGCAAAGGAGUCGUCACUUCAAAGGGAUGGACCUGGGCCGAGCACAGUGCUCAAGGCUCAGAGUGACAAGCUGAAUAUACCACAGCGAAAAAGGGACCAACUGCCAAAUGACUUCUCUGAUUCAAGUGACUUUUCCCCCUCAUCCAUGAAAAGUAAAGGAGAGGAGAGCUCCCUGUCUUUGUACAUGGAAAAACUAAGCAGUCGCAAUGCACAGCAGGACUGUGAAAGGAAGAUGGGUGUGUCUGACAGGCAGCGACGGGGACAGAGAAGGGACACCACCACCAGCCAAGAUGGAGACAUUGAGUCGGGUGAGGAGCUCAGUUCUUUAAAACCAAAUGACUCGAAGAAACACCAGAGGCAGCAGAAGAAAAACAAAGACGCCAACAGAGAUGUCGCCUCAAAGGAAACUGACCCAGUCAUUGGACAGUGCCCCCUGUCCCCAAACAAAGCCAGUACAAAUAGACAGGAACAAGAGAAGACGAAGAAGUCAAAGAAAAAGAAUCCCAAGCAUCCUGAGGAGGAGAAGGGCAGAGAUGGGAUGUUAAUAUCUGGGGUUGAUGCUCACAUGUCAAGGCCCAAGUCCCCUCAUGGUAAAGACAAACUGCAACAACCCAGAGCUUCAAGUGCCAAUUCUCCUGCUGACAAGAGUAAGAACAAAGGAGGCAGAGGAUCAAAGAAGCAAGUGUUUGAAGCCUACAUGACCUCCGAGGAAGUUUCCCAUGGCCUUAAAAGAGGAGAACUCAUUCAGGGACAAUUACGAAUCAACCCCAAGAAGUACCAUGAAGCUUUCAUUCCAUCUCCUGAUGACACGAGGGAUAUAUUUCUGGAUGGGAUUGUAGCUCGCAACAGAGCACUAAAUGGAGACGUAGUAGUGGUGCGAGUCCUACCUCGGGAGCAGUGGAAGGUUGUGAGGUCUGAUACUGACUGCGAGGGUGCCAGUGAGUCAGACACGCAGAAAGAAAACAUGAUACAAAAAGCACAGAACAAGACAGAGCGCCCCCCGAGGCUUGAAGUUGCUGUGGAAGACCGGUGUAGCGACCAGGAUGAGCUCAUCACCAGAGUUCAGAAUGUCACCCUCACUCACCCAGGGGAACCUCUGGAAGACCCCUCAACUCCACAGUCCAAUGGGGAAAUACUCCAAAAGACCGCUAAAGUGGUGUACAUUGUUGAGAAGAAACACUCAAGAGCUGUGACAGGCUUCCUGAAAUUUCUACCAGACAAGCCUUUCGCCAUGUUCUCCCCUGUGGACCACCGUGUGCCACGGAUCAACAUUCCCCUGACUGACUGUCCCGAAGACUUUUCUUCCCGCCCAGGUGACUACACCAGCACCUUGUUCAUCUGCCGUAUCACCAACUGGGCAGCCGACAGCAACUUUGCAGAAGGUCAACUGGCUAAGACACUGGGUCAGGCCGGGGAAAUCGAACCAGAGACAGAGGGCAUCCUGACAGAGUACGAUGUUGAUUUUUCUGAGUUCCCAGAUGAGGUGUUAGACUGCUUACCGAAGAACCUGCCCUGGACCAUCCCACCUGAGGAGAUGAGCAAGAGGAAAGACCUUAGGAGGGAGUGUAUCUUCACAAUCGAUCCUGCUACUGCCAGAGAUUUGGACGAUGCCCUGUCCUGUAAACAGCUUCCAGAUGGUAACUUUGAGGUGGGGGUCCACAUUGCUGAUGUGAGUUAUUUUGUGGAGGAGGGCAACGCGCUGGACGUCAUUGCCAGCCAACGAGCAACGAGUGUGUACCUUGUUCAGAAAGUGAUCCCCAUGUUGCCAAGGCUGCUGUGUGAAGAGCUGUGCAGUCUGAACCCUAUGGCCGACAGACUCACCUUCUCUGUCAUUUGGAAAAUCACACCAGAGGGGAAGAUUCUGAGCGAGUGGUUUGGCCGCUCAGUGAUCCGUUCCUGCGUGAAGUUGAGUUACGACCAUGCUCAGAGCAUGAUUGAGGCCCCUGAGAAGAUGUUCUCUGCUGAAGAGCUGCCACCCGUGGACCCCAAGUACCCCAUUGAUGAGAUUCACCAGGCUGUACUCAACCUGCACUCUAUUGCUAAGAACCUCAGAGCUCAGCGCUUUUCUGGAGGAGCUCUCAGACUAGACCAGUUGAAACUGUCUUUUACCUUGGACAAAGAGACCAUGAUGCCUCAAGGCUGCUACGUUUACCAGUACAGAGACAGUAACAAGUUGGUUGAGGAGUUCAUGCUACUGGCUAACAUCGCCACAGCCAACCACAUUUACCGCCGCUUCCCUGAUCUGGCCCUGCUCAGACGCCACCCUCCACCCAAGACCAAGAUGGUGGAUGAGCUGCAGGAGCUGUGUGACCAGUUGGGCAUUGACAUUGACCUGUCCUCUGCAGGAGCAUUGCAUAGGAGUAUCAAUAUCACUCUUGGUAAUGAUGAGUAUUCCACUGCCAGAAAAGAAGUCCUCACCCACAUGUGCUCCAGACCCAUGCAGAUGGCGUUGUACUUCUGCACAGGUGUACUAAGAGAUGAGCAGCUUUUUAAACACUACGCCCUCAAUGUUCCUCUCUACACUCACUUUACAUCACCCAUCAGACGCUACCCUGACAUCAUUGUGCACCGGCUGCUGGCAUCCUCACUGAACUGUGGGUCUAGGUUAGGGCUGUCAACAGAACAAGUCCAAAAACAGGCAUCACACUGUAACGACAAGAAGACUGUGUCCAAAAGAGUCCAGGAGCUCAGCUCUGAGCUGUUCUUUGGAGUGUUUGUAAAGGAGUGUGGCCCUCUGGACUCUGAGGCCAUGGUGAUGGGGGUGCUGGAUCAGUCAUUUGAUGUGCUGGUUCUCCGCUACGGAGUGCAGAAACGCAUCUACUGCAAGUCUGUCACGGGCCUGGACUCAUUCCACCAUCGUAAGGUGGGGAAGAAAUCAGAGCUGACUCUGGUCUGGACACCAGAGGACCCAGAGAGAGGUCCAGUAGAGCAGGUCAUUUCCAUCUUCACAUUAGUGGAGGUGCAGCUCAAAGCGGACAGUGCGCCCAUGAAAUACAGUGCAGUGCUCAAGAGGCCUGAUGAGAAUGGAUCAUAAACAAUUACAUAUGCCCUUGAGCACACAAAAGCUUAUAUGGAAGAUUGGAAUUGCACAUUUUCUUUUUGAUUGAUAAGACUAGACACAGGGCUGUGCGAUAUGACCCAAAUCUCAUACCCCCAUACAGGUCGUUUCAUAUCCAGAUAAUAAUACAUAUUACAGUAUAGCACGUUUUCGGUAAAUUCAAUUAAUGGAUAGUUUAUAUGACCAGAUGGAAAGGCCUAUUUCUUAUUUCAUUUUGAAUGAUAUACUUGACAAAUAAAAGGUUCUUACUCGUAUUUGA